AUGGCUGCUGCCAACCUGACACCUUCAAACCCUGCCACGUUCCUGCUGCUGGGCAUCCCCGGGCUGGAAGAAGCUCAUAUCUGGAUCUCGGUGCCCGUGUGCACGAUGCACAUGGUGAUCAUCGUCGGGAACUGCGCUAUUCUCCUAGUCAUCGCCACAGAGCCAGCCCUGCACCGACCCAUGUGCUAUUUCCUCUGCAUGCUGGCAGCCAUCGACCUGGGAGCCUCCACCUGCACCCUGCUGAAAUUACUCAUCUUCUGGUUUCAGGCCAGGGAGAUCAAUGCCGGGGCCUGCCUGGCCCAGAUGUUCUUCAUUCACUCCCUCUCCAUGAUGGAGUCAGCUGUGCUGCUGGCCAUGGCCCUGGAUCGCUACGUGGCCAUCUGUGCUCCCUUGCGCUACACUUCUGUCUUCACCGGCCACCUCGUUGCCAAGCUAGGCGUGGCGGCCAUAGCCAGGGGGACGCUGCUCAUGAGCCCCUGCCCCUUUCUGAUUAAAAGACUGUCCUUCUGCUGGACCAACGUCACCCCACACACUUACUGAGAGCACAUGGCUGUGGUGAAGCUGGCCUGUGGAGACACCAGCAUUAAUCAUGCCUACGGCCUCAGCGCGGCGUUGCUAGUCAUAGGUGGGGACCCGUUGUUUAUCGGUCUGUCCUAUUUCCUGAUUGUCCGGGCUGUUCUGCACCUCUCCUCCUGGGAGGCCCGGCUCAAGGCCUUUGGUACCUGCAGCUCCCACAUCUGUGUCAUCCUGAUCUCCUACACCCCGGCCCUCUUCUCCUUCUUCACGCACCGCUUUGGCCACCACGUGGCUCCCCCUAUCCACAUCAUCCUGGCCAACCUCUACCUGAUGUUCCCACCCAUGUUGAACCCCAUCAUGUAUGGGGUGAGGACCAGGGAUAUCCGGGAGUGGGUGCUCAGGGUGAUCCUGCAGGGCACAGGUACCCCCAAACCUAGGCCCGAAUGGGGCUCCCUCCUCCAAAGGCCAUCCAGCCAGAUCCCCCAGGCAGAGAUUCCUGUGCACACAGUGCCCCCUCCCAGGGGCCUUAUCUCAGGGUCUGUAAAGCAAUAA
Messenger RNA from Dermochelys coriacea (leatherback sea turtle), 1068 nucleotides. RefSeq names its product putative olfactory receptor 52P1. The record is from RefSeq and is a predicted model, not a curated record. Gene Ontology annotation, biological process: G protein-coupled receptor signaling pathway. Gene Ontology annotation, cellular component: membrane. NCBI's taxonomy places the organism in Eukaryota, Metazoa, Chordata, Testudines, Dermochelyidae. Gene Ontology annotation, molecular function: G protein-coupled receptor activity; olfactory receptor activity.